AAUAUAUUUCUCAAGAACCACCUUUCCCACCGUUGCAGAAAUAAACAAAGAACAAAGCGAAGAUGGCGUCGUUCGAUCAAGCACCGCCCGGAGACUCAAAGUCCGGGGAGAAGAUUUUCAAGACCAAGUGUGCUCAGUGCCACACCGUCGAAAAAGGCGCUGGUCACAAGCAAGGACCUAAUCUUAACGGUCUGUUUGGAAGGCAAUCGGGUACCACUCCAGGUUAUUCCUACUCCGCUGCUAAUAAGAACAUGGCUGUGAUUUGGGAGGAGAAAACUUUGUAUGAUUACCUUCUCAACCCUAAGAAGUACAUCCCUGGAACGAAAAUGGUUUUCCCAGGAUUGAAGAAGCCACAGGAACGUGCCGAUCUCAUUGAAUAUUUGAAGGAAUCAACGGCUUAAAUGGGUUUCCAACACUUUUUCUUUUAACUAUUCCAUUUUGCAGUCGUUAGAGAUUGUUUCUCAGAACAAGGAUAUAAUAUAGUAGACCUUCAAGGUCAGCAUUCUAAAUACGAUUGUUUCAUUUUUUUCCCCGAACUUUUAAAUAAAUUCAUUGCUUCUCA
This is a messenger RNA of Hibiscus syriacus, 562 nucleotides long. Its product is annotated as cytochrome c-like. Gene Ontology annotation, biological process: mitochondrial electron transport, cytochrome c to oxygen; mitochondrial electron transport, ubiquinol to cytochrome c. Gene Ontology annotation, cellular component: mitochondrial intermembrane space. Lineage: Eukaryota; Viridiplantae; Streptophyta; Magnoliopsida; Malvales; Malvaceae. Gene Ontology annotation, molecular function: heme binding; electron transfer activity. The transcript is spliced from 3 exons. The record is from RefSeq and is a predicted model, not a curated record. Bases 63 to 401 code for a protein of 112 amino acids.